Messenger RNA from Lachancea dasiensis, 807 nucleotides. NCBI's taxonomy places the organism in Eukaryota, Fungi, Ascomycota, Saccharomycetes, Saccharomycetales, Saccharomycetaceae. The record is from the annotation of a GenBank genome assembly.
AUGCGUGCCAGUAUUGCCCUUUCUGCUGCCCUCUCCGUUGUGGGUUUUACGUCGGGAGUUUUGGCGACUCCUCCAGCGUGUCUUUUGGCCUGUGUCGCACAGGUGACGGACCAAUCGUCGUCGUGUGAUGGCCUCAACAACGUGCAGUGCGUUUGCAAGAAGGACAACGGCGACUUGAAGAAAUGCCUAGAUUCUGUUUGCCCCAACGAUGAGGCGAGCUCCGCUUACUCGUCGUUCAAGAGCUCCUGCUCGGAACAGAAAGUCACUGUUGGUUCCGUGAGCUCCAGUGCCUCUUCCUCUGCUUCGUCGUCUGCUUCGUCGUCUGCUUCGUCGUCUGCUUCGUCGUCUGCUUCGUCGUCUGCUUCGUCGUCUGCCUCGUCGUCUGCGUCUUCCUCUGCUUCAUCUUCAAGCUCUGCUUCUUCAUCUUCGAGCUCCGCCGCUCCAUCCUCCUCCUCUGCUCCAUCCUCCUCCUCUGCUUCUUCCUCAAGCUCUGCCGUUCCAUCUUCCACCUCUACUUCCUCCUCAAGCUCUGCCGUUCCAUCUUCUACCUCUACUUCCUCCUCAAGCUCUGCCGCUCCAUCUUCCUCCUCAAGCUCCGCCGCUCCAUCCUCCACCUUUGCUUCUUCCACAAGCUCUGCUGCUCCAUCCUCUGCCGCCUCCACACUCUCUACUCAAAUGACGACCUCAUCUACCUUCUCCUCUUCCUCUUCAUCCGUCUCCAUCCUUACUCAGACCGGUGCUGCUAAUCUGCUCGAAGCUGGAUCGGGCUUGGUUGGUGGUUUGAUGAUCGCCGGUAUGAUUCUAUAA